CAGCUGAGCUGUUUUGGGACCUGGAAGUUAUUUUCGUAAAGUCUUCAUCUGAAUAUGAUGAACAUCCAUGUUGAGUCUGCACCAAGGAAGAUGGAAGAAUGUAGGAUUUGCCAUGAUGGUGAUGAUGAUUCUAACAUGGAGGUACCCUGUUCUUGCCGCGGAACCCUCAAGUAUGCACAUCGCAAAUGUGUACAGAGGUGGUGCAAUGAGAAGGGGGACAUCAUCUGUGAAAUUUGCCGCCAGAAUUUUACGCCAGACUACACAGCACCAGCUCCUCUAUUUGGCAGAUUCACAAUGAACACAGUAGGAAACUGGGAUAUUUCCAUGGGUGGGGUAGAUUAUCAUCAUUUUGCUGCAUUGGUUUCUACAGAUGACAAUUUUGUUGAUUAUGAGUCAGAUGAGUAUACAACAUUUUAUCCAAGAAGUUUGAUAUGGUGUCGUAUUGUUGCCAUAACUUUUGUGCUUCUUCUGAUGUUGCGUACAAUGCUGCCAAUAAUCUUUGGUGUUGCUGGAGAUAACUCGGUAUCAUUGGUCAUGUUAUCAGUGUUGAAAGCUAUUGGAAUGGUACUGGCAAUCUACGUUUUGGUGAAAGCUUUUAUUGCUGUGCGACAUUGGAGGCAUCAGCAGGAUCCUCAUCACUCAGAGAUAGCCUCAUCAGAUGAAGAAAAUGAACUUCCAUUACAACAGCGUCAGCACUUUCAAAUUGCUCCAUCAAACGAUGAGAAUGAACUACCACUACAGCCGCCUCAGCCGCACUUUAUACAUGUCCAAUGAACCCCUGGCUUAAAAAAAGACAUCUGAACAACCGCGGAAGUUUCACACUGCGACUUUUAUGGCUCUAUUAUGGAGUAUUCUCAGACAAAUAAAGCAAAGCUGCAACAAAAGAUCAAAUGACCUCCUUUUGACACAUUUCUAGCUUUGCUUUUAUGACUUGUACUCCAUCCUACAAUACAACGGUUUCACUAUAACAAUACAAAACAAAAUUAACAUUGUAUGAAGAGAAAACCCAAGAUAUUCUAUUGCUAAUAUCAGGCAGAACUGAUCUCAUGAAUUGAAAUCCUUAGGUUUCAAACAGUAAGACACGGAGUGAUUUGUGAUUAUGCUCUGUAUAUAUUACUCAUGUAUAAAACACCAACGAUCUUCAUCAUCUCCACUUCUCAAGCCACACGCCUAUACCCAAAAAGAACAAGUUGAAAAGGAUAAUGUGGCUUUAAAGGCUUGAACAUGACAGAAUCGCCAUCAUACUUUUCUGAAGCCCUCGUUGAAAAAAAAAAUAUCACCACAACAAUAAUUUGCUUAUUCAAAAAACAUCCUAUUGACCUGCAUACUCAAAAUAAUUAACGCACAACAAUAAUAUAUAGCUUAGAUUUUUUAUUCCCACAGAAUUCUUAUUCAACAUAAACCAUCAAAAAGAAGACGGACACGGAUUGCAGGA
Messenger RNA from Solanum tuberosum (potato), 1435 nucleotides. RefSeq lists its product as uncharacterized. Gene Ontology annotation, cellular component: membrane. Gene Ontology annotation, biological process: protein ubiquitination. Bases 55 to 774 code for a protein of 239 amino acids. Gene Ontology annotation, molecular function: zinc ion binding; ubiquitin-protein transferase activity. Lineage: Eukaryota; Viridiplantae; Streptophyta; Magnoliopsida; Solanales; Solanaceae. The transcript has 8 exons. The record is from RefSeq and is a predicted model, not a curated record.